AGCCAAUGACAGCCAAUUUCUCCGAGAUCCAGUACGACGCAGUCACGGCUAGGUGGCUAGCCGCACACAAACAUUUUCUGUCGCUUGAGAAAUCUCAUGAUCCCCCUCGUUUGGCGGCCCUGAGAUUUGAACAACACGUAGCAUUUACGUUCGUCUGUGAGAGCUUGCAAAGAUGGUAAAGCCAGACAUCCAUACUCUGGCCCAUCACCUGAAGCAGGAGCGGCUUUACGUGGCAUCGGAGAAGCAGCUGAUCCAGAGACUUAACAGCGAUGUCCUGAAGACAGCCGAGAGGCUAUACCGGGCCGCCUGGAUUGCCAAGCAACAGCGGAUCAAUCUCGAUAGGCUCAUUCUCACCAGCGUGGAAGCCUCUCCGGCUGAAUGCUGCCAACAUGCCAAAAUGCUUGAAGACACGCAGUUUGUCGAUGGCUACAAGACUCUGGGCUUCCAUGAGACCGUCUAUGGUGAGUUCCUGGCCCGGUUGCAGGAGAACCCAAGGCUGGUGGCAUCCUGCCUCGUGGCAGGGGAAAGGCUGAACCAGGAGCACACUCAGGGGGUCAUCCACACUGUCUUCACCUCACUUUAUGGCAACUGCAUCAUGCAGGAGGACGAGAGCUACUUGUUACAGGUGUUGCGCUACCUAGUAGAGUUUGAGCUAAAAGAGAGCGACAACCCACGGCGGCUUCUGCGACGAGGCACAUGUGCCUUCAGCAUCCUUUUCAAGCUCUUCUCCGAGGGCCUGUACUCAGCCAAACUCUUCCUCACUGCCACCCUCCACGAACCCAUCAUGCAGUUGUUGGUGGAAGAUGAGGACCACCUGGAGACAGACCCAGGCAAAGUGACUGAGCGCCUGACUCCAGUCCAGCAGGAGCGCUUUGGAGAGAAGGGCUCCGAGGGCUAUAAGCAAAGAGUACAGGCAGCUGUUGAGACCAAUGAAGCCAAGUUAGUUGCGCUGGUCAACAAGUUUAUUGGUUAUUUGAAGCAGAACACCUACUGCUUUCCCCAUAGCCUGCGAUGGAUUGUGUCGCAGAUGUACAAAACGUUGUCAUGUGUGGAAGGUCUUGAGGUGGGAGAGGUGCGCACUAUGUGUACCGACCUCCUGCUCACGUGCUUCAUCUGUCCAGCAAUCGUUAACCCGGAACAAUAUGGAAUCAUCUCAGACGCCCCCAUUAAUGAAGUGGCUCGCUUUAAUUUAAUGCAGGUUGGUCAGCUUUUGCAGCAGUUGGCAAUGGCCGAAGACGAUGCAGACCCUAGACGAAAAAGCUGCUUGUCCAAAUUUGAUAAAAGUUGCGUCGCAGCUUUUCUGGAUGUGGUGAUCGGUGGAAGAGCAGUUGAAACCCCACCUAUGUCCUCGAUGAACCUUCUUGAAGGUCUUAGCAGGACCGCAGUCUAUGUGACGCAUCACCAGCUGAUCGCAUUGGUGGACUUUGUGCGUAGUGUAAUGGCUGGAGACCACCUACGCGAGGAGGAGCACAUAGCCCUGGAAACACUGUUGGCCAACGUGCCCCAGUCACAAACGGGGAAGAGCAACAGUUUGGAACUCACUCCUUCCAACACCCCCCAGCUCUCACCUUCUAGCACUCCUGCUAAUAAGAAGAACAGACUCCCCAUAGGACAACACUUAGCCGCCAUAACAUCCUGGGACCCUACAGCCUCCUCCCUGUCUGCUCAUAUUCCAUUAGUAGCUCCUUUCGCAGCUGCUCGGAGCCGCAGCCGUACCAACAUAGCCCAGGAGGGGGAGGCAGAGAAUAGCGCCCAGGACUCGCUGCAGGAGCUGAUGCCAGAAGAGGUGCUGGUGAUCUCGUUAGGAAAUGGUCCUCAGACCAUCCCUGGAAUGAUGUCAGAGAAUGAGGUUUUGAACUCGCAGAUGGCCGACGCCGCCCAAGGUGACGGCCACGCGGACGACACGAAGCUGCAUGGGAAACCGGACAAAACGCUGCGCUUCUCACUCUGUAGUGACAACUUGGAAGGCAUUUCUGAGGGUCCGUCGAAUCGUUCUAAUUCAGUAUCGUCUCUUGACCUGGAGGGCGAGUCCGUUUCCGAGCUGGGAGCAGGACCUUCGGGGAGCAACGGAGUGGAGGCUCUCCAGCUUUUGGAGCACGAACAAGCCACCACUCAGGACAACUUGGAUGACAAACUGCGCAAGUUCGAGAUCCGAGAUAUGAUGGGCUUGACAGAGGAUCGGGACAUCUCGGAGACGGUCAGUGAGACCUGGAGCACCGACGUGCUCGGCAGUGACUUUGACCCCAACGUGGAUGAAGAUAGGUUGCAGGAGAUUGCAGGGGCAGCUGCGGAGAACAUGCUCGGCAGCCUGCUGUGCCUCCCGGGAUCAGGCUCAGUGCUGCUGGACCCCUACGGCUCCACAAUCUCAGAGACCACAAGCGAGGCGUGGAGCGUGGAGGUCCUGCCAAGUGAUUCAGAAGCCCCAGAUUCGAAACAGGAGGAGCGGCUACAGGAGCUGGAGAGCUGCUCAGGGGUUGGCAGCACCUCGGACGACACUGAAGUCCGUGAGGUCAGCUCGAGACCGAGCACUCCUGGCCUCAGCGUCGUCUCAGGUAUCAGUGCAACCUCAGAAGACAUCCCCAACAAGAUAGAGGAUCUGCGCUCAGAGUGCAGCUCAGACUUUGGAGGGAAGGACUCUGUAACCAGUCCAGAUGGGGAGGAGUCAGGCCAUGGAGCGCACCCACUGACUUCACCAGCCUCACAAACUGAUUCCUUAUUGGUCAUGUUUGAUCCCCUCUCCUGUGGUGAAGGUUCCACCACUGGGACAAUAGUGAGGCCCAAAGUGCACUAUGCCAGGCCUGCUCACCCACCCCCGGAUCCCCCCAUCCCUGAAGCCAGCGCCUUGGGGCAGGAUACGCGCUACCCUCCCAGCAUUCCCCUCAGCCUGGCUCAGGCCGAGUAUGAGCUCAACAAGCAGCGCCACUCCUUCCCUGAUCGACUGGUCCGUAGUCGCAGCUCUGACGUCGUGUGCCCGGGCCGUCGACCCACGAGCGACCCUGGGCUGAAUCGCCGUGUGGCGGUUGAGGAGCGUGACCCUGCCGGAGCCUUCGCUUUGGGGCCAUCCUCGUCGCCCAGCAAGGACUCCUUGAAAGGAGAGGCUGAGGACAGAAAAGACAGCGAUGAUGAGAAGUCCGACCGUAACAGGCCAUGGUGGAAGAAGCGUUUCGUUUCGGCCAUUCCAAAAGCUCCUAUAGCUGCAUUUAGGAAACGAGACAAGCAUGAGAAAGAUGAUAUUGCACCGGAGCGAAUCCCACAAGAUGACCCUUUGCCCAGACCAAGCUCCCAAGUCCAGGUAGCUGAAGACAUCCUGGACAAGUACCGAAACAUAAAAAGAACCAGCCCGAGUGAUGGCGCCACAGCAGGAGCACCUUUUGAGGGCGCUGGAGAUAUGUGUAUUGAGGAAAGUGUUCACGGCUCUCCAAGAGAAGAUACUCUGCAGAACAUUUCUACCGACGACCUCCCAGAUUCAGCCAGCCAGACGGCCCAGCAGCAUGGCUCAAAGUUUUCUUUCAGUGAUGCCAAGAAAAAGUUGCGGUUGGCUUUGUGCUCUGCAGACUCAGUGGCUCUGCCUAUCCUGACGUCUGUAACCACUAGAAAUGGUUUGCCUGACCACAUGGACCCAGAAGACAAUGAGAUCGUGUGCUUCCUGAAGGUCCAGUUAGCAGAGGCCAUUAACCUCCAGGACAAGAACCAGAUGGCCCAGAUCCAGGAGACUACACGUUGCGUCAGCCGUUUUGACCCUCGCACCUGCAGGAAGCUGCUUGCUGCCAUCGCGGAGGAUUACAGAAAACGGGCUCCUUACAUUGCCUAUUUAACGAGGUGCCGCCAGGGCCUGCAGACCUCUCAGGCCCAUCUGGAUCGGCUCCUCCAGAGAGUUCUGAGGGACAAAGAGGUAGCCAACCGCUAUUUCACCACAGUCUGUGUUCGCCUCCUUCUUGAGCAUAUGGAGUCCAGGAUGCUCGACUUCAUCAAGGCAUUCCAAGUGUGCACAGCAGCAGAUGACAAGACUGCAGCGGUGGAGGAUUUUCUGCGCUACUUGUACGGCGCCAUGGCCCGUGAUGCCAUUUGGCAGUAUGCGAGCGAGGACCAGCUGCAGGACGCCCAGAUGGCCAUCGAGCGCAGCGUUAUGAACCGCAUCUUCAAGCUGGCCUUUUACCCCAACCAGGAUGGAGACAUUCUCAGAGAUCAGCUUUUCCAUGAACAUAUCCAGCGGUUGUCCAAAGUAGUGACUGCGAAUCAUAAAGCACUUCAAAUCCCAGAGGUCUACUUGAAGGAAGCUCCCUGGCCGUCUGCACAGUCCGAGAUCAAGACCAUCAAUGCCUACAAAACACCCAGAGAUAAAGUCCAGUGUAUACUGCGCAUGUGUUCCACCAUCAUGAACCUCCUCAGCCUGGCUAAUGAAGACUCUGUCCCUGGAGCGGAUGACUUUGUACCCGUUCUCGUCUUUGUGCUCAUCAGGGCGAAUCCGCCUUGCCUGCUGUCUACCGUUCAGUACAUCAAUAAUUUCUACGCCAGCCGGCUGAGUGGGGAGGAGUGCUAUUGGUGGAUGCAGUUCACCGCGGCGGUGGAAUUCAUUAAGACCAUCGACGAUCGCAAGUGAAGCAGAACUGCCACCUGUAUGGGCAGACUGCGGGGGAAGGAGGCGGGGGACUGGGAACCUUCCCAACCAACUGCUCCCUCUGCACAGCUUUGGGAAGCUGGCCCUCAGCCUGCUCGUCGCGUGUAUAGCUUGUACAUAGCCACAGACGCUCAAAGAUGACAGAAUAUAUAUUACUGUUCAUAUGUGGACAAAUCCAGGUUUUAGCCGUGGUGGGAAAACGGCCGCGGGGAAAAUUUGCAACAUGUUAACCUUGAACUUGUUUUGGGUGGUUUUUUUUCUUUUUACGCUUUCUCAUGUUUCACUCUUUUGGGUGUGUAUUAGGCUUUUUUUUUUUUUUAUUCAAGCAAAAACACCAAUAUGGAAUUCAAUCAGCCUAAAUGCGAAACCGAUUUAAAGGGACCAGAAUGAGUUGCUGUGAUCAUCUCCUUUUAUUGCACCCCCCCGCGAGUGAAAGUAGUUUCAAUUACUUUAUAUUAAAUUGUUUAUUAAAGGCACUGAAACGGGC
Syngnathoides biaculeatus (alligator pipefish) is the source of this 5105-nucleotide messenger RNA. It is a transcript of the gene gapvd1, whose product is annotated as GTPase activating protein and VPS9 domains 1. The transcript is spliced from 28 exons. Lineage: Eukaryota; Metazoa; Chordata; Actinopteri; Syngnathiformes; Syngnathidae. Bases 173 to 4600 code for a protein of 1475 amino acids. Gene Ontology annotation, biological process: vesicle-mediated transport; regulation of GTPase activity. Gene Ontology annotation, cellular component: cytosol; endocytic vesicle. The record is from RefSeq and is a predicted model, not a curated record. Gene Ontology annotation, molecular function: small GTPase binding; guanyl-nucleotide exchange factor activity.